Molecule: messenger RNA, 622 nt
Organism: Nycticebus coucang (slow loris)
Lineage: Eukaryota; Metazoa; Chordata; Mammalia; Primates; Lorisidae
Gene: FAM237A
Product: family with sequence similarity 237 member A
Exons: 3
Coding region: 75-620 (181 amino acids)
Source: RefSeq, a predicted model, not a curated record
GUCACUCGCUCGGGAGCCGCCUGAGCACUUCCUCUCCACGCGUUCGAGGGAACCCAGAGGGGCCGGGCAGGGCCAUGGCCAAUGCUGGGAACAGAGGAGGGAUCCACGGCCCCUUGAGCCUCACCUGUUCCCUGCUCAUUGUGGGAAUGUGCUGUGUGUCUCCUUUCUUCUGUCAUAGCCACACAGAUCUGCUGGCUCUGAACCAAGCUGAUCCUCAGUGCUGGGAAUCCUCCUCAAUACUCCUCCUGGAAAUGUGGAAGCCUCGCAUUUCCAACACUGUUUUAGGCUUCUGGAAUUUUAUGAUCUACCUGAAGUCAUCUGAGAACUUGAAGCACGGGGCACUGUUUUGGGAUCUAUCCCAACUCUUCUGGGAUAUCUAUGUGGACUGUGUCCUCUCCAGGAACCAUGGCUUAGGAAGAAGGCAAUUGGCUACAGAGGAAGAGGAAAUCUCAGCAGCGCAGUCACAGAGCCCAGGGAGUAAACAAGGUAUAUAUUCCCAGCUCCUAAGAACGCCUUUCCUGAAGAAGAAAGAAUUGAUUGAAGAUUUGAUAAGCAUGCAUGUACGCAAGAGUGGGUCUACGUUCAUUGGAAAAGUGAACCUGGAAACAAAAGGAGAAUAAAU